Brassica napus (rape) is the source of this 1905-nucleotide messenger RNA. Its product is annotated as alpha/beta hydrolase domain-containing protein 17C. NCBI's taxonomy places the organism in Eukaryota, Viridiplantae, Streptophyta, Magnoliopsida, Brassicales, Brassicaceae. The transcript is spliced from 5 exons. The record is from RefSeq and is a predicted model, not a curated record. The coding region runs from base 758 to 1804 and encodes 348 amino acids.
UUGUCGGCUGUACAAUCAUCUGUAAUAUUUCUCAUAGUUGUAAUAACAUAAUUAUUCAGCGUUAGAAAAAAAAAACAAUACCAAAAUGUUCUUUAAUUUUAAUAAUAUAGAUAACAUAAAAAUGUUGAUUUUGUCAAUAAUCAACUAAAACUUACUUUUCUAUUUAAUGAAUUUUUUCUUCAUAGUUUUGUCAUUCCAUAACAUUUUCAUAAUUGGCAAAAUGCUUGGCAAAAUGCUUGAAUAAACCAAUUACCUAGGAAACGCACGUUCACUCUCUCUCUCUCUCUCUAUCUUUCUGCUUCCUCUGGUCUCUUUCAUAUAGCUCAGAGCCUUCCUCUCUUUCUCUCUCUUGCUUCUGCUUAAUUUCUCUCUUUAUCAAAAACAUUUUCCGUUCUUUACUCUUUUUAUAUUUCCAUCACUCUAUUUUUUCCUCUGCAAUCUUUGUGUUCCCUUCUCUCUCUCUUAACGGCUGACUGAUGCACUCUCUCCCUUUGGUGUCUCCGCCGUGAUUAAAUGGGGUGCAUGUUCUCUCACCUCGCCGCCAAGUUCGCCUUUUUCCCUCCCUCUCCUCCCACCUACCACGUCACAACAACACCUGACGGAAAACUCACAGCCGUUUCCUCCUCCACUUCCUCAACUUUUCCCGCCGCCGGAGACGCAUCGCUCGACGUCAGGGUGGUGAAGACGAGACGUGGAAACAAAGUCACAGCUUUUUACCUGAGAAACCAUAACGCGAGACUCACGCUUCUGUAUUCACAUGGGAACGCCGCAGACUUGGGACAACUCUUCGAUCUCUUCCUUCAACUCAAAGUCAAUCUCCGAGUCAAUCUCAUGGGGUAUGAUUAUUCAGGAUACGGAGCUUCUACCGCCGAGUGAGUACAAUACAUAUGCGGAUAUUGAGGCGGUUUACGAGUGUUUGCAGACAGAAUAUGGGGUUGGGCAAGAAGAUUUGAUCUUGUAUGGUCAAUCCGUUGGCAGUGGACCGACUUUGCACCUUGCUUCUAAGCUUCCUCGGCUUAGAGGUGUGGUCCUUCAUAGUGGCAUUCUCUCUGGUCUUCGUGUUCUCUGUCACGUCAAGUUCAAGUUUUGUUGCGACAUUUAUUCGAACAUAAACAAGAUCAAGAAGGUGAAAUGUCCGGUUCUUGUCAUACACGGAACAGAGGAUGAUGUGGUAAAUUGGCUACACGGAAACAGACUAUGGAAGAUGGCAAAGGAACCGUAUGAACCGCUUUGGAUAAAAGGUGGUGGACAUUGCAACCUCGAGAUUUAUCCGGAAUACAUUAGACAUCUCUAUCGGUUUAUACAAGACAUGGAGAAUACAACCACUAAAUCUCGUCUCAAGAAGAUUUGGCAAGAAAUCCGUAGAAGAGACGAAUCCAAAGGAUGUUGUAGUUUUAGACUGUGCAGACCGAAAUGCCCUCGGUGUCCUAAACCUAGUUGCGAUUGUAGCUGCGGUUGUUGCAAGUGGUCAUGUCCGUCGUUGAAGGGAUGUUUCUCUUGCUGUAAGAAACCGAGCUGUGUUAGUAGCUGUUGCAAGUGCUCGUGUCUGUCGUUGAAGGGGUGUUUCACUUGCUGGAAGAAACCGAGCUGUGUUAGUAAUUGCUGCUUUCCCAAGGUUAAAUGCUGCAGUUGCUUUGGGAAGCCUAGAUGUCCGAAAUGCUCUUGUUGGAAAUGUCUAAAAUGCCCUGAACCCGAGUGUUGUUGCUGUGCUGGUUGUUUUAGCUGGCUGUGUUGUUGUGGCGGAGGGAGGAGGAAGGAGGGCGAGACGAGAGGAAGGACUACGAUGGCUAAGAGUGGAGGGUAAUAUUGGUACUUUGAUAUUUUUUUGUAUAGAUUUUGUUCAAAGAUUGAUGUCGAUGAUUCAUGGGAACACUUAGUUUUGAAGAGAAAGCCUCUUUGGCUCCA